Molecule: messenger RNA, 530 nt
Organism: Staurois parvus
Lineage: Eukaryota; Metazoa; Chordata; Amphibia; Anura; Ranidae
Source: the annotation of a GenBank genome assembly
UUACUACUGAUGAGAAAAGGUAUUUAGCAGUUUAUCUUUACUAAAAUAAUUGCAUUUCCAUGUUCUGUGUACUGUGGGAGACCAGAUAUAGUGAAUGCAAGGUCCAGGGGAGACCAGAUAUAGUGAAUGCAAGGUCCAGGGAGACCAGAUAUAUAGUGAAUGCAGGGUCGGGGAGACCAGAUAUAGUGAAUGCAGGGUCCAGGGGGAGACCAGAUAUAGUGAAUGCAGGGUCCGGGGAGACCAGAUAUAGUGAAUGCAAGGUCCAGGGAGACCAGAUAUAGUGAAUGCAGGGUCCUGGGAGACCAGAUAUAGUGAAUGCAAGGUCCAGGGAGACCAGAUAUAGUGAAUGCAGGGUCCAGGGAGACCAGAUAUAGUGAAUGCAAGGUCCAGGGAGACCAGAUAUAGUGAAUGCAGGGUCCGGGGAGACCAGAUAUAGUGAAUGCAGGAUCUGAAUGCAGCUGUAUACUAGCCACUGGGGUGGAUUUACUAACGGGAAAUAGACUGAUAUAGUGAAUGCAGGGUCCUGGGUU